This is a messenger RNA of Molossus molossus (Pallas's mastiff bat), 2770 nucleotides long. It is a transcript of the gene CHURC1, whose product is annotated as churchill domain containing 1. Gene Ontology annotation, molecular function: zinc ion binding. The transcript is spliced from 4 exons. The record is from RefSeq and is a predicted model, not a curated record. Lineage: Eukaryota; Metazoa; Chordata; Mammalia; Chiroptera; Molossidae. The coding region runs from base 63 to 500 and encodes 145 amino acids. Gene Ontology annotation, biological process: positive regulation of DNA-templated transcription; fibroblast growth factor receptor signaling pathway; multicellular organism development.
ACAGCAAUUCCACUUUUGUAAUUCACCCAAGAGAAAGGUAUGUGUCCACAGAAGACUUAUACAUGAAUCUUCGCUGCUGCUUUAUUCAUAAUAGCCGAAACCUGAAAAGAACCCAAAUGUCUAUCAACGGACAAAUCCAUGCAAUGGUAUACCACUUGGCAAUAAAAAGCAACAGACUACCAAUCCAUAUAACAGCAGAGGGUAACAUCUGCCUGGAGAAUGGAUCUUUCUUGCUGAACUUUACAGGCUGUGCAGUGUGCGGUAAGCGGGAUUUUAUGCUGAUCACAAACAAAUCUUUGAAAGAGGAAGAUGGAGAAGAAAUAGUUACCUAUGAUCAUCUGUGUAAGAAUUGUCAUCACGUAGUAGCCAGGCAUGAAUAUACAUUCAGUAUCAUGGAUGAAUUUCAGGAGUACACCAUGCUGUGUUUGUUAUGUGGCAAAGCUGAAGAUACUAUCAGUAUUCUUCCUGAUGACCCUCGACAGAUGACUCUGUUAUUCUAAGGAUCCUUCUACAGGUCUAUUGUAACUAGGUUGUGUUGGUUUACAAUCCUGCAAGCCUGAUGAUUUGUCUAACUUAGUUUAUAAUGGAAAUUAUUUGCUUAUUUUUUUCUGCUUAGACUUACCUAUUCUUUGAAAGAAAAGAAGUAAUCUGGGGGAUCACUGUUCUCUAGAGCUGAGCUUUUCUGCUAGAGUUCCUGGUUCACAUUGGUGCAGCCGGAAUGAAGCAUCCUUGUUAGUAUUAUGUGGCUAAAAAAUAACUAGGAUAGGAGCUCCUAGUGCCCAGAUCUUGGUUCUAGUAAAAGGAACCAGGACUCCUUGGAGUAAUGACUUACUCUAGAACUGGGGCUAUAAAUGUACAAGAUGGGCUUGGAGCAUCUUGUGCCACAAAAAAGAAAGUGCUCAGAAAAAAACCACAGUGGUUGGGUAUGUCAGAAGGACCGAAGAGCCGACUGAAGGAGCUCCCAGUGACCAAAGCUGGAACAGUUUGAAUAAAAAAUUAAGUAGUAUUGGAUUAUAACCCAAACUAUAAAAUGAGUAUUCAUGAGUCCAUCCUGAUAUAAAUAAAUGAUUGAAUAAAUAAAUACAUAAAUUAGAAUAGGCAAAUCUCCCAUGCAAAAGAUUUGUAAAUAAUGUAUGUAGAUACUCCCCACUCCUUAAAUGUCAGUGUGGUGGUGACUUCCUUCCAGAGUAUGGUUUAGAAAGGGGGUACAGACGCUAGUCAGGAUCAAGUUAACAUCAUCGGUGAUAGGCCAUGUGAUAACAUGUGUCCUUGAUAGGAUGUGAUGAAAGUGGCACUUGACCUUUAUAGUGUUCUUUCAGUCUAGUCAUGAAAAAUACAUCAGACAAAUCCCAAUUAAGGGACAUUCUACAAAAUACCUGACCAGUUCUCCUUAGAACUGACAGGUCAUCAAAGACAAGGAAGUCUUACAGCCAAAAAGAACCUAAGGAGACAUGACUACUCAAUAUAAUGUGGUAUUCGGAAUGGGAUCUUGCACCAGAAAAAGGACAUUUGGUGAAAACUGGGGAAACAUGGAUAAAGUGUGAACUUUAGUCAAUAUAAAUAAAUAGAGUGGUUUCAGUUCUCCAAAGGGAUCAUAGACUGUCUUACCUUGCACAGUGAAAUAACACUGACUGGGUGUCAUAAACCCUGGCAUUUAGGCCUCUCUGCCAUUUGGUAGCAGUAUAACCAUUAAACAAAGUAUUACUCUGGACUUUAUUGUCCUCUUUUUAAAAAUUGGGUGAAUGAGAAUUGAUAUUAUACUUCCUUUGUAGUACUGUUGAGAGAUCCAAAUGAAUAAUGAAUGUAAAAUGCUUUGGAAGACAUAGAAAGUACUAGAUACAAUGAAAUGACUUCAGUUAGUUCUUCUCAUUGUGAGACCAAACUUAUAACAGUCAGGCAUUAGAAACAAAAUCAUUUCCUCUUCAGAUCUAAGAGACUUGGGCAUUCUGAAGUAAGGCUUUGCUUAUAAGAAAAAAAGGUGAGCAAAAUGUUCAUUAUUGAUACCAGGGAAGAGCUUUGUUGUAUAACAGGAAUAAUAAUGACUGAGGUUUAUUGUGUACUUACUUUGUGCCAGGGUCUUUUUAAGCAUUAUUUAAUCUUCAUUCACAACUGCAUGAGUUAGGCACUAUUAUUAUUAUUCUGAUUUUAGAGCCAAAGAAACUAAGGCACUAGAAGUUAAGUAGCUUACUUAGGGUCACAAGUUAGUACAGUGACUCCCUCUCAACGAGAGUGUUCAGCACACACGACGAAUAGUGUCUGGCUAGGUCAGGAAGAAGUUGAGAGCAUCAGUGACUGCCCUUUGAGAAAUCCAGCCAUGUCAGACCAAGACUUACUAUUUGGAAAAGUUAAAUCAGCUGCUCCUUAGGAAUCAGUUGUUUUAUUCCUGGAAAAUGUUUCCCACUUAUUGCAAAUCUAUAUCUGACCUGCUAAGGAAAUCAUUUGGUGAAAUGAAUCCAGAAAGCCAAGAAAAUGCUUCAUCACUUUAAAUAGCAGCACUAAGCCCGUUAUAGCCUCUAAAUUGUCCCUUCUUGGAGUUUGAAUGCUUCCAACUUAGUCAUUUGGAUCAAGAGUACAGUUUCAUAUGCCCCUACUAAUAUCUUCAUCUACUGCAGAAUGUAUAAUUAUUAUCUAUUUUGAACUAUUUAUACUACAAAAAUUUAAAACAAGUUCCUAUCCAUAUAUGUUGUUAUUAUUUUACCAACAUUGUGCUAUGUUUUAUGAUACUUUCUUUUUUCAUCUUCUAGAGUUUUUCUCAAUUAAAACCUUUUGA